Molecule: messenger RNA, 2739 nt
Organism: Salvia miltiorrhiza (redroot sage)
Lineage: Eukaryota; Viridiplantae; Streptophyta; Magnoliopsida; Lamiales; Lamiaceae
Product: disease resistance RPP13-like protein 4
Exons: 5
Coding region: 1-2739 (912 amino acids)
Biological process (GO): defense response to other organism
Molecular function (GO): ADP binding
Source: RefSeq, a predicted model, not a curated record
AUGGCGUUCAUGGUGGUAUCAUCAAUCAAUACAUGUGUAGAGCUGACUUUGUGUAGAGGCACAACCAAUCUCAUUUUAGGAAUUGCACCAUCAAAAUCCUUAUCCUCCCACCACCUACCGCCGUUGCCAUUUCAGACCUUCUACCACCACCACCACCACCACCACAAACUCUCCCCACCUAUUUUUGCCGUUGAUAACUCAUAUUUCAAUCAAGUUAUGGCGGCUUAUGCUGCGGCGGCUUCUCUCAAGAAUACGAUUCAGCGUAUUCUACAAUCCUCUCGCAUUUCUCUCGUUUCCCACUCUCCACAAAUCUUACAACCUGCCUACGACGAGAUGGAUCGCUUGCAGAGAGUUCUGCUAGGAUUGGACGAGACCAGCUGCAGCAAGAUCAGGACGGAGGUGAAUGCUGCGGAUGAACGAAUCAAAGAGGCAGUUUGGGAAUUCGAAGAUUUACUCGAAUCCCAUAUCUUACCUCAGAUUCUUCCACAGCUCGAAAGCUCGAGAGAUCACUUGUCUUUCCCUGUAGAUCUGCAGAGUCUGCAACACCAUGUUGAUUGCUUCGUCGAGAUGGUGAAGAUGAUGGAGGAGGAGUACACUAUUGAAGUGGAGAAUAUGGCUGAAGAAGAAGGCGAGCCUAUUUCCUCAAGAAUUGAUAUUGGUGGAAUGAUCAAGUCAAAGAUGGUUGGAUUAUCUCAUGAAUUUGAAAAAGCCAGAGACUAUCUUCUUGAAGAAAAUAACAAGCUACCCUAUUCGAUUAUUGGGAUGGCGGGCGUUGGAAAGACAACUCUUGCUAAGAAAAUUUUUGAAGAUCCAUCAAUUCAGAGCCAUUUUGAGUUUCGAGCAUGGGUCAGAGUGGGCAGAAAAUGUGAAUCUGAUGAACUAUUACGAUGCGUUCUAGCUCAAGUGGAUCCCAACGCGUACCGAAUGCUUACCCAAGGAGAUGAGGAGGAGGAGGAAAUAGUUCGACUCUUGAAGGAAAGAUUAAAGGGUAAGAAAUGCCUCAUUGUGUUGGAUGAUAUAUGGGACAAAGAAGCAGAUCGCUUGACAAAUUGCUUGCUAGGAAAGAAUAUUGUUGGAAGGAUUCGAUUCUUACUUACAAGUAGACAACAAACAAUAUACACCGAGGAUGGGUACCAAAGAGUGCGCUUUUUGAACGAUGAAGAAAGUAAGAAACUACUCGGUGAGAAGGUGUUUGGUGAAGAGGAUUUCCCUAUUCAAUUGGAGGAACUGGGAGAGAUGAUUGCGUGGAAAUGUGAAGGUCUUCCUCUUAUGAUAAUCACAGUUGCAGAGCUCCUAUCAAAAGCCGACAAGACCCCAGAAUACUGGGCUGACGUACUCAAACAACGCAGUUCAGUCUUCAUGGAUGCAUAUAAUCAAAUAUCAAAGGUAUUUUUCCCAAGUUAUGACUACUUGCCCCAACAUUUAAAAAUGCUUUUUCUCUAUAUGGGAGCAUUCCGUCCAUAUAUUGAUAUGAUCCUUCCAUCCAUGCUCAACAAUCUGUUGAGUGCUGAGGGGUUUCUUGAACUGAUUGGAGAAGAAGGUUUUGGAGAUUUUUUCAAUAUAUGCUUGGAAAAGCUUUAUUUGCGGUAUCAUCUUGUUCUCAACACAACAAAUUCUUUGUUUGAGUUGAGAAGACAUAUGUACAUUAAAAAGCGUGGAUUUCAAUCAUAUAUGCCUGGGCAAAUUUGGGACAUGCAAGAACUAGAACAUAUUCAGAUUGGGGGUAGGGACCUACCAACCCCCCACAUUACUGAUGAUGCUACCUUGAACAAACUCGUUGCACUUAUUGGUGUGAGUGCAAACAGUUGUACAAGGGAAGUUCUCAAAAGAAUUCCUAAUUUAGCACAUUUAGGAAUUGAAGUGGAGUUGAAGCCUUAUGAUGAUGAUGAAACCAACCCAUUGAGUUGCUUGAGUUAUAUAUCACAACUCCAAAACUUGGUCUCACUUGCAUAUCGUAUCAGGAAUCCCGAGAUGAAGUAUAAGUUUAAUACUAUUCCUCUUUCAAUGUUCCCAUCAAGUCUCACAGUGUUAAUUUUGAGUGGGUUGGGGUAUCCUUGGAAGUACAUGAAUGACAUUGGUUCGUUGCUGCCAAAUCUAUUGACUCUCUGGAGACCUCAACGUGGAAGCUUCCCAGAUCUUGUAGUUCUAAUCAUGAAGGAUUGCUACAAAUUACAACAACUCGAUUGGCCGUAUGAUCAUUCUUGGAUCACACGUAUUGGAUUAGUUGAUUGCAGUCCUUUAGCUAUCGCUUGUGCCAACCAAUUAAAAGACAAUUUGAAACGUUGGAUGUUUGGCGGGAAAGCCACGUCAGACUCCCAUGAAGAAGAGGAAGAAGAAGAAGGGUAUCUGGAAGAGAGAGAUGGGAAUGGAGGGCUUAUGAUAAUGGUGAAGAUGAUGGAAUUUGAGUACUUCAUUGAGAUGUUGAAUAUGCCAGAGGAAGAAGGCGAGCCUAUUUCCUCAAGAAUUGAUUCUGGUGGAAUGAUCAAGUCUAAGAUGGUUGGAUUAUCUCAUGAAUUUGAAUAUGCCAGAGAUUAUCUUCCUGAAGAAAAUAACAAUGAGCCCUUUUCGAUUAUUGGGAUGGCGGGCGUUGGAAAGACGACUCUUGCUAAGCAUAUUUUUGAAGAUCCAUCAAUUCAGAGACAUUUUGAGGUUCGAGCAUGGGUCAGAGUGGGCAGGAAAUGCGAAUCUGAUGAAGUAUUACGAUGCAUUCUAGCUCAAGUGGAUCCCAACACUUACUAA